Messenger RNA from Momordica charantia (bitter melon), 3756 nucleotides. Its product is annotated as structural maintenance of chromosomes protein 6B. Gene Ontology annotation, cellular component: chromosome; site of double-strand break; nucleus. Gene Ontology annotation, molecular function: protein binding; single-stranded DNA binding; ATP binding. NCBI's taxonomy places the organism in Eukaryota, Viridiplantae, Streptophyta, Magnoliopsida, Cucurbitales, Cucurbitaceae. Gene Ontology annotation, biological process: double-strand break repair via homologous recombination; chromosome organization. The record is from RefSeq and is a predicted model, not a curated record.
AUGAGAUUCCGCGCGCCACCCGCACUCGCAUUCUUCAGAAAGGACAGCAAAAGGGAAAGACAAGAACACAACACAGAGCUUCAUCUUCCCGCCACAAAACUUCGUUCCCGUCCGAUUACGCCUCUCCCAUUUCCGCUUCUUCUCACUCCAAACUUUUCAUGCUUCUUCUCCGCAUACACUGAUCCUUUGCCUCUCCGUUCCUCAAGGAUUCGCGGAACCCCUAAAGGCCUGACCAUGGCUGAUUCCAGGGCUCUUCCUGCUCGCUGCGCAGUGGGGAUCGUUAAGAGUAUCCGCCUGGAGAACUUCAUGUGUCACAGCAACUUGCAUAUUGAGUUUGGCGAGUGGGUUAAUUUCAUUACUGGUCAGAACGGAAGUGGCAAGAGUGCUAUAUUGACUGCUUUAUGUGUGGCAUUCGGCUGUCGAGCUAAAGGAACCCAAAGGGCAUCAACGUUGAAGGAUUUUAUUAAAACUGGUUGCAGUCAUGCUGUCAUCCAUGUUGAAUUGAAAAAUAAUGGGGAGGAUGCUUUUAAGCAUGGAAUAUAUGGUGACGUCAUAAUUAUUGAGAGAAGGAUUUCUGAAUCCACCAGUGGUAUUGUUUUGAAGGACUCUCAAGGAAAAAAGGUUGCAGGUCGGAGGGAUGAACUUCGAGAGCUAGUAGAACAUUUUAAUAUAGAUGUUGAGAAUCCAUGUGUAAUAAUGAGUCAGGACAAAAGUAGAGAGUUCCUGCAUUCUGGGAACGACAAAGACAAAUUUAAGUUCUUUUUCAAGGCUACUCUUCUUCAGCAAGUUGAUGAUCUAUUGAAAAACAUUUUUGAUCAAUUGAGAUCUUCGAAUGCGCUUGUUGAUGACUUGGAGUCUACCAUACGACCUGUAGAGAAGGAACUAAAUGAGCUGCAAGUAAAAAUUAGAAACAUGGAGCAUGUAGAAGAAAUCUCUCAACAGGUCCAACAUUUAAAGAAAAAGCUUGCUUGGUCAUGGGUAUAUGAUGUAGACAAACAACUUCAAGAGCAUAGUGCAAAAAUAGGAAAGCUCAAAGAUCGCGUUCCUAUUUGUCGAGCAAAAAUUGAUCAUCAAGUGGGUCUGGUGGAAAAGUUAAGAGAACGUCAUAUCGAGAAGAAGGCUCAAAUUGCAAGCAUGAUGGAGAAAACUUCCGAAGUGAGAAGAAUGAAGGAUGAAUUGCAAGAAACCCUUUCCUUGGCAACAAGAGAGAAUCACGGACUUGAAGAGGAGCAUUGCCGCAAAAUGAACUACAUCCAAAAGAUGGUUAAGCGUGCUAGGCUGCUUGAGCAACAAGUUCAUGAUAUUCAUGAGCAGCACAUGAAAAAUACACAGGCUGAAGAAUCUGAAAUUGAGGAAAAGUUGAAGGAACUCGAAUUGGAGUCUGAAGCUGCUAAAUCAACAGUAAUGAGGUUGAAGGAGGAGGAGAAUGCCUUAUUGGAUAGCCUACAAAGUGUGAGAAGUGAAAUAAAAAGGAUUGCUGAAGAGAUUGAAGGUUAUGAGAAAAGGCAUUACGAAUUUUCUCACUCUAUUCGAGAGCUUCGGCGACAUCAAACAAACAAGGUCACAGCUUUCGGAGGUGAUAGGGUCAUUCAAUUAUUACGUGCAAUUGAGAGACAACAUCAAAGAUUCAAGAAACCUCCCAUUGGCCCAAUUGGUUCCCAUCUGAAUUUGGUUAACGGUGAUAUGUGGGCUCCUGCUGUUGAAAAUGCCAUCGGGAGGUUGCUCAAUGCUUUCAUUGUGACUGAUCAUCGAGAUUCUCUUCUUUUGAGAGGAUGUGCAAAUGAAGCUAAUUAUAAGCAACUCCCGAUUAUCAUCUAUGACUUUUCAAGACCAUUGUUAAAUAUUCCAGCUCACAUGCUUCCUCAAACAGAGCACCCUACAACCCUUUCAGUCGUUCACUCUGAAAACCAUACUGUCAUCAAUGUUUUGGUAGAUAAGGGUGAUGCUGAGAGGCAAGUGCUCGUUAAAGAUUAUGAUGUGGGUAAAUCAGUCGCAUUUGACCAACGGAUCUCAAACCUCAAGGAGGUUUAUACAUUAGAUGGAUACAAAAUGUUUUCUCGUGGUUCUGUUCAGACAAUUCUUCCCCCAGCUAGGAGACCUAGAAGUGGCAGACUAUGUAGUUCUUUUGAUGAUCACAUCAAAAGUCUUGAAAGAGAUGUAUUGAAUGUAAAAGAAGAAACCGAGCGAUGUAGGAAGAGGAAGAGAGCUGCAGAAGAACAACUCGGGGAUCUUGACGAGAACCUAAGCAAUGCAAAGAGGAAGUGUCGGAGUGCGGAACACUUUUUAAUGUCCAAAAAUUUGGAGCUGCAAGAUUUACGGAAGUCGCAAGUUGCUGAAACUAAUUCAUUACCUUCAUCAAAUGUUGAUGAGCUUCAUCAAGAAAUUUCUAAAAUCCAAGAGGAGAUACAAGAGAAUGAGAUGCUACUGGAAAAGUUGAGAGUUAGAAAGAAAGAAGCGGAAGCAAAGACAAAAGAUCUUAAAGUAUCAUUUGAGAAUCUGUGUGAGUCGGCAAAAGGAGAAGUUGAUGCAUUUGAAGAAGCUGAGAGAGAGAUGUUGCAGAUUGAACGAGAUCUGCAUUCUUCAGAAAAGGAAAAGGAUCAUUAUGAAGGUAUUAUGGCUAACAAGGUCCUUUCUGAUAUCAAAGAAGCAGAGAGACAAUAUGAGGAGCUUGAGCGCCACCGUAAGGAGAGUUACAGUAAGGCUUCAAUAAUAUGUCCUGAGAGUGAAAUUGAGGCUUUAGGUGAUUGGGAUGGGAGCACACCUGAACAACUCAGUGCACAUUUAACGAGGCUAAAUCAGAGACUUAACAAUGAGACCCGGCGAUGUUCUGAAUCUCUGGAAGACCUGAGAAUGAUGUAUGAGAAAAAGGAACGUACAAUCAUAAGAAAACAACAGACUUACAGAACUUUUAGAGAGAAGUUGAAUGCUUGCCAGAAAGCUCUAGAGCUGCGGCGCAGAAAGUUUGAAAGGAAUGCUAAUCUUUUGAAGCGCCAAUUGACUUGGCAGUUUAAUGGUCAUUUAAGGAAAAAAGGGAUCAGUGGACAUAUAAAAGUUAAUUACGAGGAAAAGACCCUCUCAAUUGAGGUGAAGAUGCCCCAAGAUGCAUCCAGCAGUUCUGUUCGUGAUACCCGUGGACUUUCAGGUGGAGAACGGUCAUUCUCAACUCUAUGCUUUACUUUAGCGUUACAUGAAAUGACAGAAGCCCCAUUUCGCGCAAUGGAUGAGUUUGAUGUGUUUAUGGAUGCAGUAAGUCGAAAGAUCAGCUUAGACACUCUCGUGGAUUUUGCAUUGGCACAAGGCUCCCAAUGGAUAUUUAUUACCCCUCAUGAAAUCGGCAUGGUAAAACAAGGAGGACGAAUCAAGAAGCAGCAAAUGGCAGCUCCUCGAUCAUGAUCUUCCUUCCGUAUGUAUUUUUGUGAGCUCAAUGCCGUUCAAGGUUCAACCAUCUUUGUAUGUUACCCAUCCUGCACCAUCUUUUUAACUUAUUCACCCUUCUGGAAAUUUCAGCCAACUUGUAUGUAUUGCUUCUGAAAGUUACUUAGAAUCAUGAAACUGUAGAAAAGGGGAAAAGAUUUAAAUUAGAGCCGUUGAUAUCUGUAAGAAAUAGAAAUGGGAAAUUUAGAGGUGAAAGGAAAAGUAAUGCUUUCUUAUAUAUGUUUGAUGUACGGGAGCCCAGUAUCUUUUAACAAUGGUUAUUCUUUUUCAUUUAUCAAUGAAAAAUCCGUCUCUUGUUAGUAAAAUAGGAGAGUUUCAGCA